AAAUGUAGAGUUGUCGGCAAAUUAAGAAAAAACAGGUUUUUAACCAGAGGAAACUGUAGAAGAGCAAUAUUUCAAGUCACAUAUUUAUCAAAAGCCGGAAACUGUGAAAAUGAUUGCGGGGAAAAUGCCGUUCUCAGAAAAGGAAAAUGUAGAUGUCCAAAAGGCUAUACAGGAGAUCCAAAGAAAAAAUGCUCAAAAAUGUGUAGAUGUGUAUCCGCUGGAGAUCCUCAUAUACGAACAACAGAUGGCGCCAUGCUUCAUGUGAUGGGUGUUUGUAAAUAUAUUUUGUCCGCACUGAAAGAUACCACAGAUCCUUGUGCCUACACUGUUGAAACAACAACAGAAAAACGUAAUUCAAGACCUGUCUCUUAUAACAAGAGGGUAGAUUUUACAAUUGGAAACGUUGUUUAUAGUAUUUUGAAAGGAAGUGACGUUAUGAUUGAUGGACAAAUGGUCGGUGUGCCACAAAAUCUUGAUGCAGAGAAUAUAGUUAUUACAAGGGAAGAAAGAUCUAUUGUGAUACGUCAUACCAAAUGUGAAAUUGAUGUAAGUUAUGAUGGUAGACAUAAAAUAAUGAUUCAAGCUCCAUUUAGUACAUACAGUGGUCGUGUUACUGGAAUGUGUGGAAAUUGCAACAGCGAUAAAGAAGAUGACUAUAUGGACGGUGACGGAAAUCUUGCUAAACCACGUGUACUGCAUUAUCGAUUAGGGCAAAAAUGGAAAUCACCAGGUGAAAGUUGUCAAGAUGAACAACCUCUGGCUACGUGUCCUGACAAAGCAACAAAAGAAGCUGAAAAAAUGGAUAAGUGUGGACUGCUCAAUUCUAAAAAUGGUCUAUUCAAAGAAGCUUUUGACGAAGGUUUUGACCUGUCGGGUUAUUAUGGAAGCUGUGUAUUUGAUGUCUGUGAAAACCUCGACUUAAAUUUACACUGUCAAAUACUUGAAGAUGCUGUUUAUACUGCUAGCCAGUCUGAAAUAAGAAUUGAUCUUGUGAAGUGGAGAGAACUUACAAAUUGUCCUUUGAAAUGCGAUACAACAUUUGUGGAAUCUGACAAAGUUACCUGUAUUCCGAGUUGUAUGGAUACUGAGGCAGAUAAAAGUUCCGAAUGUUCCACAGCUCCAUAUAAAGGGUGCACAUGUGCAUCUGGAAAAGUUGAAAAAGAUGACAGCUGUGUAGAUUUAGCUGAAUGUAGGGCUUGUUCCAUUGAUAUAGACACACGCAAUGUGAAUGUGUUUGUUGGUGACACAUAUCCAUAUCAAUCUGAAUGUGGUAAUUAUCAGCAAUGUGUUGAUAAAGAUGGUGAACAAGCUCUUAUCGAAAAAACUGAUGUUAAAUGCACUGGGGAAAAACAAGAGUGUAGAAUGGAAGACGGAACUAUGAAAUGCAUGUGUGUUGAAGGAUUUGAACAAGAUAUUGAUGAUCCUUCCAAAUGUAUAGAAAAACCUAAUCAAGAGGAUCAAGCAUCACCGCUAAAUGAAGAGGAACCCACUGUUCCUGCAUCUUGCAAAAAAGACAUAAUUGUUGAAUGUACAGCUAAGAGCAGAAAAUGGAAGUCUUGUAAAGUCGUAGCAUCGGAUCUGAAGAGAGUUAGAGUCAUUGAGCCUAUAGAGGGUUCAUGUAAUGAUAACGAAUACAGAUUAAUAAAAAAGAAGAAUGCCGUUCAAGUUCAAAAUAAAUGUUCUGGAAAAUUCAAAGUCACUUAUAGUAUUAAAGACUGUGAAGAACCUGAACCUGAACCUGAACCUCUAACUGAAACACCAACACAAGAGGAAGAGGAAGAGGAACCAACUCUUCCUGCAUCUUGCAAAAAAGACGUAACAGUUGACUGUACAGCUGAAACUAAAGGGUGGAAAUCUUGUAAAGUUCAAGCAUCAGAUCUUGAAAGAGUUGUAAGAGUUGAGCUUUUGGAAGGUUCAUGUAAAAAGAAAGAAUACAGAUUAAGAAGGAAGCAGAAUGACGUUAGAGUUAGAAAUAAAUGUUCUGGAAAAUUUAAAGUCACAUAUCGUAUUAAAGGCGCAAAACCAGAAAAAGAACCAAGAAAUGUUAAAGAAAAAAGUAAAACUGCCUGUUAUAAUAAGAGAAUGGUUAUAAGGUGUAGAGGCAGAAGGCGUAUUAAGAUCUUGAGUGCAUUUUAUGGUCGAGCUGACAAAGAUACGUGUAAUGACGGAAGCGCUCAAACAACAGGUUGUUUGAAAGAGGAUGCCGAGGCAAUUGUUCAGAAGAAAUGUGAUGAGAGAAAACGAUGUAGACUAAAAGCAAACAAAGCAUUUUUUGGUGAUCCAUGUCCAAACACCUCUACGUAUCUUGUUGUCAGAUAUACAUGUGUUGGAAAGAACAGGGAAGAUCGAAAGAUUGAAUUAAGAAGGAUAAGGAAAGAAAGGAGAAAUAAACGUAGAAAAAGUGGUUCAGGUUGUCGUUGUACUGGAUCUGGUGAUGUUCAUUAUUACGAUUUUAAUAACAUCAAAUCGGAUAUCCAAGGAAUAUGUAAAUACACGUUUUCUAGGUCCACAGAGGAAUUUCCAUACGAAAAGUGUAAAUGGAACAUUGAAGUCAAAAAUGAACGUAGAGGAACAAAAACCUCGGUGUCCUACACCAAAAUGGCGGACGUUACAAUAUGUGGUGAAAAAAUUAGAAUAAUGAAAGAUCGUGUAUUCAUGGUGGGUAACUUGGAAGUUUCAUCAUUAGCGCACAACAUCGAAAAUUGUGGAAUAAACAUUCGAAAAGAAACUAGAGAACUAGAAAUAUAUUCAGAAGAAUGUGACAUACGUGUUAUAUGGGAUGGGAAGUCAAGAAUAGAACUUGAUGUCCCUAAGAACUACUCACAGUACGCAGAGGGAAUAUGUGGUGAUUGUACAGACGGUAACCGGUUUAUGCUAAGAAACGGAACUGACGUUUCAACUGUACCUAAAAGACAAAGAGAUGUUCUCUGGGGACAAGAAUGGGAAGUUAUUGAUGAUUCUGGAGAAGAACUUGAAGAAUGUCCUGUAUCACUGCCUGUAAAAGAAUGUACUGAAGAGCAGAACAAAAUGUUAGCAACUGAUAAAUAUUGUGGACUAAUAAAUCCAGAUCGACAAGAAGGGGUGACACCAUUUGCUGAUUGUUUACAACGCGAUGAAAAAAUUGCAAAGGAGCUAUUUGAUGCUUGCAUUGUAGAUGUUUGUAUGAACUUAGGAGGCCCAUAUGAAAAAGAGGCACUUUGUCUUGCCAUAGAUGCAGUGGCACAGAAUUGUAGGAAAAAUGACUUUAAUUAUGAUGAGUGGCGAAAAUCAGACUUUUGUCCAAUGAAGUGCGAUGAACAUUCAACAUAUAAGUUCACCUCAAACUGUCCAGCAACCUGUGAAAACAAAAAUCCAACUGAAGAAGAUUGUGAUUUACCAGCUGUUGAAGGCUGUGUAUGUGACGAAGAUUAUUAUCUAGAUGACAAGAAAUGUGUCCUGGAAAGUCAGUGUGGAUGUAUUGCUGAUGAUAAUGAGUACUAUAAGAUUGGUGCUAUUAGACGAGAAGACGACUGCACACUUGAGGAACAGUGUACGGCUGGUGGCGAGAUGCAAACAGUUUGGAAAAGUGAUGGAUGUCAUGAGAAUGGAUGGUGUGUUGUCAAAAAGGGCAAAUAUGAAUGUGAAUGCAAACCUAAUUAUCUUGGAGAUGGGCGUGAAAAGUGUGAUGAAAUUCCAGCUUCUUGUAUAAAGAAUGAGAAAGUUUUUGUAAAGUCAAGACGUUGUAAACCCCAUAGAAAAAACAGAAGGAUUAUGGAAUGCAAAAUUCAGAGUGCUGAAAAAAUCAUAAAUGUUAGCUUGGAUCCAGAAAGACCCAGAAAAAAUAAAGGUAAAAAGAGGCAAGGAAAGAAGAAAGGAAGAAAGGGAAAGGGAAAGGCUCAAAAGAAACGUCAACAAAAGAAAAGGAGAAGAAAUCGUCGUAACAAAUGUAGAUUCAUCAGACAGAGAGGAAACAGGUUCUUGAUUAGAGGAAACUGUAGAAGGGCAAUAUUUCAAGUCACGUAUUUAUCAAAAGGCAGAAACUGUGCAAACGAUUGUGGUGAAAAUGCCAUCUUUAAAAAUGGUAGAUGUAAAUGUCCAAGAGGUUACACUGGUGAUCCAAGGAAAAAGUGUUCAGAACUAUGCACCUGUAUAUCAUCUGGAGAUCCUCACACAAGGACAUAUGACUCUGCCGUUGUACAUCACAUGGGUGUAUGUAAAUAUAUUUUAUCAGCGCUGGAAAAUAUCCAAAAUCCAUGUGCCUUCAGAGUUGAAACUACAACAGAAAAACGUAACGAUAGACCAGUUGCAUAUAACAAGAGAGUAGAUUUUACAAUUGGGGAUGGUGUAUAUAGCAUUCUAAAGGGUGGUGAGGUUAUGUUUAAUGGAAUGUCAGUAAGUGCACCUCAAAACUUUGAAGAACAGAAUAUAGAAAUAACAAGAGAAGCAAGAUCUAUUCAUAUUCGACACACAAAAUGUGAAAUUGAUGUCAGUUUUGAUGGAAGACAUAAAGUAAUGAUUCAAGCUCCAUUUAGUGCAUACAGUGGUCAGUUCAUUGGGAUUUGUGGUAACUGUAAUAGAGAUAAAAAUGAUGACUAUAUGGACCGCGAAGGAAAUCUUAACAAACCACGUAAAUUUCACUAUCGUAUUGGAAAAAGUUGGGAGUCACCUGGUCAAAGUUGUCCAAGUGAAACUCCUCUUGUCGAUUGUACUGACAAAGCGACAAGGGAAGCCAAGAAAACAAGCAGGUGUGGACUCCUUGAUUCUCAAAACGGCUUAUUUAAAGAGGCUUUCAAAUCGGGACUUGAUCUGUCAGCUUUUUAUUCAAGCUGUGUAUUUGAUGUUUGUGAAAAUCUCGACACAGCUUUACACUGUCCAAUAUUGGAGGAAGCCGUUUUCUUUGGAAGCCAGAACGGAGUGAGAAUUGAUUUGUUGGAGUGGAGAGAAGUUACUGAUUGUCCUUUGAAAUGUGCUGAAUCAUUUGUGCCAUCUGACAGUGUAACUUGUAUUUCAAGUUGUAUGAAUACAAAAGCAGAUAAGAGUUCCGACUGUACGACAGCUCCAUAUCAAGGUUGCACGUGUGAAUCUGGAAAAGUUGAUAAAGAUGACCGCUGUGUUCCGGAAAGUGAAUGUGUUGGCACCUGUAAAGUACAGGAUGAUAAAACAUUUAUUGAUGUUGAGGUGGGCAAAACAUUCCCAACUAACUCUGAAUGUGGCUCUUACUCUAGCUGCGAAGAUGUCGAAGGAACACCUACUGUAAAAGUUUUUGUGGAUGUUAAAUGCCCUGGAAAUAAUAAGGAGUGUAAAACCAUUGAUGGUUCAAGAGUUUGCGGGUGUUUAGAUGGAUAUGUAAGCGAUCCUGAAUCUCUAAAUUGUAACGCACAAAAAAUCAUUGAAGAAGAAGAACCAAUAAUUGAUGGUGGUUGGACGGAUUAUGGAGACUGGUCAACUUGCACAAAAAGUUGUGGUACUGGAGAAAGUGUAAGAACAAGAACCUGCACAAAACCAACUCCAGCCAAUGGUGGUAAAAAUUGUGAAGGGAAAUCUCAAGAAAAGACACCUUGCAAUACAGCACCAUGUCCAGAACCUGAAAAUUCCCCACAAGAAACACAGCCUCCAGAACUACCAUCACCCACACCUCUAGUACAGCCAACACAAGCACCCGAACCUCAACUAUUGCCUACACCAGUACCCGAACCUCAAGUACAGCCAACACAAGCACCCGAACCUCAAGUACAGCCAACACAAGCACCCGAACCUCAAGUACAGACAACACAAGCACCCGAACCUCAAGUACAGCCAACACAAGCACCCGAACCUCAAGUGCCUGGUGGUUGGACAGAUUAUGGAGACUGGUCACCUUGCACAAAAACUUGUGGUACUGGAGAAAGUGUAAGAUAUAGAACCUGCAGUAAACCUGCUCCAGCUAAUGGUGGAAAAGAAUGUGAAGGGAAAUCUCAAGAAAAGAAACCUUGUAAUACAAAGGAAUGUCCAGGUCCAGAAAUUACAAAUCCAUUCGAAGAAGAAGAUCCAUUUGGACCUAAGUUUCCAUGGACACCGGGAAAAACUCCAGAGUCUAAUGAUCUUCUAAUAUGCACUCUUCUUGCCAAAAACCGUGCGAGUUUAUUUGAUGGAUCUUAUACAAACAUUGGUGAUCCUACUAAGGCAUGUAGCUACAAGGCACCAUUGACUAGCAAUUUUGAUUCUUAUGAUGAAUGCAGUUUUGAUGUAUCAGUUAGCAUGGGAAUUGCAGCAAAUGCGAGAAUGAGUUAUUUGAAAUACUCUACACCCGAAGAAGUAUUUGUUAUUAUAAGAGGUUACACAAUUGUUAUGGGACAGGAUAACAGUGUAAAGGUGAAUGGUGCGGACAUCCAGCUACCAUAUACAAAUGAUGGCAAUCGUCUUUUCAUCACUUAUAUUGGAGGACGAUUACAGUUGUCCCAUAUAUGUGGUUUGAUUGUUCUGUUUAAUAGACAUGCUGUAGAUGUUUUGGUUUCUAAAAUAUACGCUGAAACUCUGGAGGAAUCACCUAUUUGUGGAAACAGUAAAAAACAUAAGGAAUUUGUACCAAAAACCAUCGAGUGCGUUGGUGGUGCUAACUGUAGACUCCCAGCCUUUAUCAGAUGUAAGGAUUUCCCUACAAACAAUGAAGGUCCAUUUACAAAAUGUAGUCAGUAUAUAGAAGCAAACGCCAAAGAUCAUUGUGGUGAUGUGUCUUGUGGAUUAACUAGUAUAACGUGUGAUUUAUCACGUUCUUAUAUGACACGUUGUGCACUUCGCAUGAAGGAUAAACCAUUUAAAUACUGGAGUACUACAGAUUAUACAGCUACUUGUCCUAUGCCUACAUGUGAAGCAUCACAACAAAAGACGUUCAAAGACAGUACUACUGCUUGUCCUGCAACAAUUAAUGACCCUAAUGGGCCGAAAAUAUGUGUGCUCCCUAAUGUCAGUAUGUGCGAAUGUAAUGAUGGGUAUGCAUGGGAGAAUAAUGAUUUUGAUAAUGGAAAAUGUGUACCUACUGGCGCUCAACCUGAAAAUUCACCACAAGAAACACUGCCUCCAAUGCCACCAUCAACCACACCUGAAGAACAGCCAACACCAGCACCGGAACCUCAAGUACAGCCAACACCAGCACCGGAACCUCAAGUGUUGCCUACAACACCUCAAGAAUCUCCAUCAGAAGAGAAUGGUGGUUGGUCGGAUUAUACGUCAUGGGGGGAAUGUUCUAAAUCUUGUGGAGGUGGAACGCAAUCAAGAACUAGAACCUGUACUAAUCCAGCUCCUUCUGCAAACGGUAUGGGUUGUAUAGGUGAUGAUGAGCAGACUCAAAGUUGUGGCACAGACAAAUGUCCAGUGAAUGGUGGUUGGUCGGAUUAUACGUCAUGGGGGGAAUGUUCUAAAUCUUGUGGAGGUGGAACGCAAUCAAGAACUAGAACCUGUACUAAACCUGCUCCAUCUAAUGGUGGUAAGAGUUGUGAAGGUGGUGCCACGGAAACUAAGGCUUGUGAGACAAACAAAUGUCCAGUGGAUGGAGGUUGGUCUGAUUACACUUCAUGGGGAAAAUGUUCUAAAUCUUGUGGAGGUGGAAUGCAAUCAAGAACUAGAACCUGUACUAAACCUGCUCCAUCUAAUGGUGGUAAGAGUUGUGAAGGUGGUGCCACGGAAACUAAGGCUUGUGAGACAAACAAAUGUCCAGGAGAUUGUAGUCAAUCUAGUGAGUGUCAUACAGAUGGUGUUUGUGAUAAUGGGAGAUGUAAAUGUAAAGAAAACUUUAAAGGAAAUGGUUAUAGUGAUUGCAAACAAAUCUGUUUUGACGAUAAAUGUGCCAGGUUCGCUUCAUGUAAAAAGGGCAAGUGUCAGUGUAAUAGGGGUUAUGUAGGUAGAGGCGAAAGGAAAUGUAAACUGAAAUGUGGUAGAAGGAAAUGUCAUGCUGAAGCUAAAUGCCAAAAGAAGAAGUGUGUUUGUAACAGUAAAUUUCCUUAUGGUAAUGGAAUCAACAGGUGUGCAGAAACAUGUAAAGGAAAGAUAUGUGUUAAAGAUGGUAUCUGUCCUAGAAAUAAAUGUGUUUGCAGGAGAGGACACUAUGGAAUUAGAGAUAAGAAAGGAGAUAUUACUGAAUGCAGAAAGUUAUGUAGGAGGAAGAGAUGUGACCGUGAUGCAACAUGUAAAGGCAAGGGAUGGAAUAGAGAUUGUGUAUGUAAUGCUGGCUUUAUUGGAAAUGGAAAGAAAUGUGAAGAAAAAUGCACCUGUGCAGCUUUUGGCGAUCCAACCAUUCUUAGAUUUAGCAAUUCUGCACUUCCGUUUGCUGGAGAGUGUAAAUACACUUUGUCAAAACUACUGAUGCCUAGGAACCGAUGCAUGUUUAAUGUUGAAGUAAAUUAUGAGAAAGGGAAUAAAAAAUCUGAUGGCGCAUCCAGUGUGAGCUUUGUUACACUUAACAUGUAUGGAAUAUCUGUACAACUUGGACCAAAAUUGGAAGUCAGGAUAGACCGUGAAUUAGUUUCUCUUCCAUACCACACGAAAAAAAAUACUUUAUUUAUUCGAACCAUGGGCUUAAAUGUUCUUGUUGAAACAAAAUGCUCCGUUGAAUUACAAUGGAGUGAAGCAGGAAUGGUUAUCUUAUCUUUACCAAAAAGAUUUGGUAAACGAGUGGAAGGUCUUUGUGGACAAUGUAAUGGAAACAAAAAUGAAUGGUUACUUAAAGACAAGACCGACGUUUCCAAAGAUAAUUUGAAGUUUUCAAAGAUUGGGGAUAGUUUUGCUGUAGCAUCAGCAUCUGCAACAGGAAGUUGCAAAACGAGUGAAACUCCAACAUGUAAAGUGAAAGCCCGUGUAUUGAAGAGGACAUGUGGAUUUUUCAAAAAGCGAUCAUUCAAGAAAUGUAAAGCAGCAAACAAAGAACUUUUUGAAAUCCUCAUGGCAGCAUGUCGUCGGGAUUAUUGUGCUAACUACAAAGAUAAGCCAGUGAUGAAGGAAGUUAGCUGUAGAAGUGAAAAUGCAUUAUAUACAAUGUGUCAUUUCUAUGGAUUUGGUGGAAUAAGAUGGAGAAGUGGAAAGUGCAGGAAGAAGAAAUGUGACAGGAAAACGGAGAGAUGGGCUGUGAGAGCAAGUGCCUGUCAAAAUAACUGUGUACAAAGAAGUAUAGCCAGGAGAUGUUUCCGUCCUAGGAUUGAAGACUGUGUUUGCAGAAAUGGACAUAUCCGUAGUGGCAAUAAAUGCGUUAAGCUUUUGAGAAAGAAAAAGAGGUUUUCAAAUUGUGGAUGUAAUAGGAAUGGACUAUAUAUCAAGAGUGGUGGAAUUUUGCGAUCAAAGGAUUGUAAAACCGAAUUCACAUGUAAACCAGGCAACAAGAAAGGAACACUUAAAAAAACCAAGAAGAAUGUUAAGUGUCACAGAGAUGGGUAUUGUGGUAUACAUGCUGGAGAAAGAUCAUGUGUUUGUCUGCCUAGUUUCUUAGGAAAUGGAAUAGAUUCUUGCACUCCUGCAAGUAACUGUGACUUCAAGGAGGACACAGAAGAUUGUGUUAAUACAAUCCGAAUGAAAGGGGAAUGUUUCUACAGAUCUAUACACAACAACGAGUGUAAAUAUCAUGUAACGAUGGGUAAAAACAACUUCAAUGAGGACAUCACUUUUGCGUCUUUUAAAACUGAAAAGGGACUAUUGAAGAGGCAGUUGAAACCAGGUCAAAAGUUCAAUAACUGUGCAAAGGUGUCAUUGAAUAAAGAUGGAUAUGUCACUAUUGUAGAGAAGAUAUGCGAGUGCCCUAAAGAUCAUCCAUUGAAUAUUAAGAAGUCGAGUAGUAAGAAGUCGAGUAGUAAGAAUUCGAAAAUUGAGAAAUUACGUAGUAAGAGGCGUAGUUAAUUGUACUUUUAUUUGAUUUAAAUUUCUGAUUAUAGAAUAAAAUGUACUAUGUCUAAUUAAACUCAUCAUAGAUACCAGGA
Messenger RNA from Mytilus trossulus (common blue mussel), 9917 nucleotides. RefSeq lists its product as uncharacterized. The transcript has 50 exons. The record is from RefSeq and is a predicted model, not a curated record. Bases 199 to 9837 code for a protein of 3212 amino acids. Gene Ontology annotation, molecular function: carbohydrate binding. Lineage: Eukaryota; Metazoa; Mollusca; Bivalvia; Mytilida; Mytilidae.